Linepithema humile (Argentine ant) is the source of this 7554-nucleotide messenger RNA. NCBI's taxonomy places the organism in Eukaryota, Metazoa, Arthropoda, Insecta, Hymenoptera, Formicidae. The record is from RefSeq and is a predicted model, not a curated record.
CAAAUGCAACAAUAUGGCGGAUCGCGCUCCGGCGCCGGCACCGCUGUAUAUUUCGCAGUGACUUGCUUCGGCAUUCGAAGUUGUUGAGGUCACGAAACUACGUGCGUAACGCAGGUACACACAUAAGUGCAUAUACAUACGUGCUCGCGCGUUGUUGAUCUCUUUUUCUAUCGAAAAUAAUUGUGUAUUAUUACUACGGAUUUUCACGUUCCUGUGAAGCAUCUACGACGCUCCUCAUCGUAGCUGUUGCCGUCGUUCUCAUCGUCAAAUUCUUAUCGAUCAGCUAUCCGUGCCAGCAGCGAUGUGCUUCCGUAGAUGAUGGAGUUGACGGAAACCAGCGACCUUCUUGCCGACCAAGUUAUGUCCUCGCGUCAUAAUCGUUGCUGAGUAAGAGGAAGAAUCUGUGUGUUGCUUGUCUAGAAGAGGACCAGCGACAACGCUUCGUGUCAGUCUGUCCAGUUUUGUGAUAAGAGCGUAGCGGGCGCAGUAAGGGCCCGAGCAGGAGAUACGUAGACCAUGCCAGGGCCAGGGGCGGAGUGGUGACCUAGACCUCAUCCCUCGGCUCCGACCCUCGAUGCUUACGCUACGAUUGGUGUCGACUCACUUCCUGAAGCAACCAUAGGCAGUGCCCUUCGCCUUAGUGAAAGGGCUCGAUGCGAUGUGCCGUGAUAGGGACAUGAACCCAGAACUAGUCGAGUCGCACGAUCUCCGUUUAACGCCGUCGUCGUCGUCGUCGUUACCGUCGGCGUCGUCGUCGCCGUCGCCGUCGUCGUAAAAAUAAAGACUCGGUUGUUCGAAAUUUUCACGUGCACACAAGAAGGACUUCUACUCCGACGGCCCUUCCAUCUUUCUCUCUGUCUGUCUCUCUCUCUCUCUCUCCUUUUCUUUCUUUCUCUCUCUCUCUCUCUCUCUCUGUCGCUGCGGCGAAAUCGUUCUCGCUCUGGCGCACACACAUACACACACGUACACAUAUAUACACCACGCACCCCCACGAGUCGUUCCUUACCCUCCAAUCACAAAGACGAAGCAGAACGACUUCUCUCUUUAGUGUUUUCAAGAUAAAUUAAAGUCCCGACGGACGAAACGGACGAGGAAGUGUGUAUAUGGUAUCGCGUGCGGUACUCGGUACUCGCGGUAUUCGGUAUAAACCCGUGAUCCGGCUGGCUCGAAGGAGCACGAGAUCAUAACUCGGAAGAGACGACAUUACCAGUACGUAUUCACGGUGAAUCCAGACGAAGGGAAGGAAGAGCAGGACGAGACAGCUGCCACGCUGAACUCGGUGUACAUCAACCUGUGGAGGGUUGCGAGAGAGUGUAUUUGCGGCGGCGGGUCGCGGUGCAGACAAAGUGGGAUGAGACGCCCUCAGCAAGAACAUCUCCAUCAUCAUCACCACCACCAUCAUCACCAUCACCACCAUAAUCAUGGAUCCUCAGCAAGCCCCACGUGCUCUCGUCAAGCGCACGAUAAGGACGAGUCUCGUCUCGCUCGCGUAAAGCGCGUUCUGGCCGGUUCGCUGCUGGGCCGCGGCGCGGGCACCAGCAGGAUCUUUGGCACUCGGCUGGAGCUAGUCGAGUCAUACCACGACACGGGCGUACCGUACGUGGUGCAUCGACUAUGCAGUUACAUCGAGACUCACGGUUUCCAGAGCGCGGCGGUGUUCCGUCUGUCGGGCGGCAAUCCCCGACUGGCGGAGCGGUUGAGGGUGGCUUUUGAACGGCGGGGCGACGCCGAUCUGGAAGCAGCCGGGUGCCCGCCGACCGCCGCGACCCUCCUUCGUCAGUACCUGAAGGAACUACCGCAGCCCGUCGUUCCCUCCACCGUUGUUGGCAGAUUACUCAACCUACAUGCUCAGAACUACGCGAACGAUCAUGAUUCUUGGAUCACGUCGACGAAGGAGUUGCUGUCGACUCUGCCGUCCUCACAUUAUCAUCUGCUCGGGUACCUGGCGAUUUAUCUUAGCCGGUACGAGGCGCGACACGGACGCAGCGCCGGUGUCUGCGGUGUUUUCGCACCUGUCAUCCUGCCUCACGUGCCGCCAGCGACUACCCUCCUGCGGGACAUCCUUGCCGAGGCGUUAGUGUUGUUUCCCGAUUGUGUCCGUGAUAGUACGGUAAACGGUGUCUUACCUGCUGGCGAUUGCAAGAUCUGCAAGGAUACGAGGAACGAGCCGAAGGACUCCGAAGGCACGUCUCUGCUUUGCGCGCUGAAACCGCGUAAGCGCAAGGAACGUCGUGAAUCCUGCUGCCAGGAACGGAAGUUGAUAAGGAGCAGUAGUGAGGAACGUGUUCUUGACAGUCCCACCGACGUCGUCGCAGAUACAAUUAGACGUGUGAGUAGCCACGAAGAUUUCAACAGCCAGGAACAUUUACAUAUUUUAUCGCAACUCGGCCAAGAUAUGGGACACGGUGUGAGAUGCGGCGGUUUACCGCUUCACGAGAGAACCAACGUCUCGCCGGUCUCAAAGAAAACGUCAUCCGUGCCGUCGCCAUGCGAAGUGGUCGUGGCGACUGAGAAAUAUGACUGCGACGCUGAGAAAUUGAGGAGUAGCGAACGUUUCAGCAGAAGUAUCACCCCGAGAGGUAGGAGACAAGCGCGUAGAAGAAGAGUGCACAGAGUUCCGGAUGCGGAUCAAAGUUCCAGCAAGGAAAACGAAGAAGAGUCUGAAAGUAUGUAUAUUGCCAAUUUAUCACCGAACCCGAGCAGCCAUAAUGGCUCGCCGGCUCAAAGCUUUUUGGAGAUGCUGAGCAGCGGGCCGAGCAGAUCACCUUCGCCUGCUCGUCCACCUACCGUCGAUCACGAAGAUGUGAAUAAUCCUAGCUUGACCAAUUGGGGCUUUCAACAUUUGGAAGGAAACGAAGAAGCUGUGGACGCGCGAGUCGAAGCCAUGCUCUCGCCGAGAAAUUCGCUGUUGCUUCCCAGAAGAUUUUACUCCGAGGAAGAGAUACAACCGAGCACGGCAACUUCAUCGGACGUAGGGCUGAAGAAUUUGGCAAAACAUAUUAAUGGCCUGAAGAAAAAGAUCAAAAAGUACGAGGACGAAUUCGAGGAGAACUUCGGCUAUCGGCCGAGUCACUCCGAUAAGAUGAGCAACCGCGACAUCAAGCGAUUAUGCACAGAGCUGAAUAAAUUGCGAAAAGAACAUAAAUUGCUCAAGGAGGAUCCGAUAGGUGCGCUUCUGGCCAACAACCGAUCGAACACUGCCGGCAGUCCCAUUAACAACAAUAAUAGCCAUGAGAAAUCUCGGGCGACAUCGAUGGAGGAGAUGGUGAAGGAAGCGGAGAAGAAACUCAGCGAGAAGCGGCUCAAGUCUAAUCGGCCCGAUAAUAUGGAGGAGCUCAGCUACGAGCAGCUGUUGGAUGAAAAGACGGCCGUCCAAAAGGCGUUGCUUCACAUCGAAAACACUUUCGGCAGGCCGGUCUCUAAGGAAGACAGAGGGGUCGUUCGACCGUUGUACGAUCGGUACAGGACGUUAAAGAGAUUGCUCAUCAGAGCAGGCGCGAGCAAAAACAAGGACAGCGUAUCAGAAUUGGCUACGAUUUUAGAGCACGAAACGAUGGAUUUUACGUCGUCGAGUUUACCAGUGAAUCCCGCGGAAACCGACAGGAGGGCCAGCGAGCCCGAUAUGUCUCACCGAGGUAUCCUGGACUGCAUUGAUCCCGCGGAUCAAUUGCCGACCGACAGCGAUAGUCAGCACAGCAGCAGCGAAGGCAGUCGCGGUCCCGCUGAAAGUCUACACGCUCUUCCCCAAGAAGAAUUACUGAUACAGCAACGGGCUACUCGAGAGGAGAAGAAACGACUUCGUAGGGCGUUGAAGGAGCUGGAAGCACAGUUUGAAGCUCGAGCUGGCCGUCGUAUGCAACGCGAAGAUCGUGGACCGCAAGUUACCACCGUGUACGAGUCCUACAAACAAGCGAAAGCGAAAUUGAGAUUGAUUGACGCCCUUAUAGCCAAGAAGGCUUGACGCAGUAUUUAAUGCACGAAUAAUGAAGAGUGAAAUUACGCUAUUGAAACUCCUGAACGAGUUUCGAGUGCUAUGGGACACAGCUAUUGUACCACGAAUGCAGCGACACAUUUAUGUAGUCCGACGCUAUUUGCAUCGUGAAAUCACAAUUAAAAGGGCCUGAAGAAACAGUUCGAUCCAGCAUCUGCUGAAGCGAGAAACAAUAAUGUAACCAGAAUCUAUCGCCCAGAAUCAAAAGGUUUCGAAGGCAAAAACGUGGAAGUGGAUGACAUUUGCGAGUGUAAGAUUUACUUCGCUUUCGUAAGUUCAUGCGUACCAAUGUUUUAUUUAAUUUUCUUCCAGUCGCGCAGAUUCCGCAUUACAAUGGGAAGUAAUACUGAAUAUUUUUCGAUAUUAAAUCAAUGCAUUAUUUACAGCAUCGUUGUUUCGAUCAGCUUAAAAGACAUAUUGGAAGUACGCAUGAACGGACAAGUUAUAGUGCGCAAUAGUACGAUUACUGAGUAAAAACAUGGUAUCGAGAUAGCACAUUUGAGAUCUUUAAGCACUAAUAAUUCUAGAGCAUAAAGUGAUUGCUAUGAUACAUCGUGCUAUGAUACAUCGUGUAACACGCACGAUGAGAUAAUCGUGAAUCUCGUUUCAUCACAUCAUUGUAUUUAUCAUUCGUUCAUUUUCAAUGAAAAAUUUCCAUUUGAUUGUCCUCCAAUUUGUUUAUCUUGUAUGCAGGAUUAAGAUGGAUUUUUGACAACAAAAAAUCUGAAUACCUGUUUUGAUAUAUUCACAGUUUAUAAAUUGUCAACCAAUUGGUUACAAAUAUGAAACGUACUUAUAUUUUUAUAUAUAUUUGUUGCAAAGAUUUUUAAAUUUUAUUUAUAUUUAAAGUGUCAAGUUUUAUACGGAUAAACGCAAGAACCAAUAUCGAAUGAGCAAUGCCUGACGUUAAAGAUGGACUUGUCGUUUUAAUCGUUUUAAUCGUUAAGGCAAAUCCAGAUUAAGAUUUUUGCAAAAUACACAAAGGAAAGACAUAUAUCACGGUUUGAGGUAAAUAUAUCAAACAACAUUUUUAUUUAAAACUUUAAUAAAUAAUUCUAUAUAUUUGUUUUUCAAAGGGAAUACACUUUGUUUGUUUGAUGAACUAUUUCUGAUUAUUUUAUCAUUGUCAGAAUUGUUUUUUUUUUGUUUUUGUUUUACAGAACUGAUUUAAUAUAACAAUUGAUUUCACCAACGAGUAAUACUAUAUCGAUAAGAUGUAGAAAACUAGAAGAGAACGGGUAUUCAUAUAAUGAAUGGACGUUUAUAGCGAACCCGAUAUUUAUUUUAUCAUUUUAAAGUAAUCGCUGAAGUCUAAUGCUGAGAGAGUAAAGAACGAAUCUGUGGGGUUACUCGUAAUGUAAGUACCUUGUAAGAGAUAUCACAUGUUGUAAUAUUGUAGAGUACUAUAAAAUGUUACGAUCUUAAUGACGUAUUAAAAGAAAGAAAAGAAUAUUCAUUAAAAGAAGCUCGUUGAUUUUUGCGUUUAUAUUUUUGUACAAGUACGAUUUUAAGGCCGUUCGCAACGUAUACACACAGCCGAUUAGGGAAUACCGUAAAAACGCCUUAAAAUUCCACUUGAUCGAUUUUUUCACGCAGAAUCUCUAGAAUCAAGGGUGCUAAUGGCUUGAGUUCUACAGCGUGCCGACUAACAUAAAAAGAAAUGCUUUGCAAGUCUUACUGAGUUGCAAUCGCGCCGAAGGGGUUCUUGCUUUUUACUACAUCAUUGCGACGAAAUUAGUCAUCGACUAUCUCAAAAAUCUCAAUAUAUAACCAAGAUGCAAAAAUUGUGAUGAUUCUAUCUCUUUGCAGGAACGGUGAUAGUUUCUUUUGACAACAUUAGAUAACAUUUUUACACAAAAAAAGAAUUUCUCUUGCAGUGAUUAGCAAGUCCAAAUAAUUUUUUAUACUACAACUUUCUUUUAAAUUCCAAUAUAAUUGCUCCACAAAGAGUUGAGUUUUGCAUAUUCGUUAUAUAUUGCGAUUUUAACAUCGAAUUCUUCAGAAAAUUAGCAAACAACCCCGUAAACUAAUUCCACACACCCGCAGAUAAAAUUGAUAAAGUUUUUGGAAAAAAAAUUAUAUAUCGGCGUUGACGAAAUAAUCACGGGCAUGUGAAUGCGAAAAAUGCGUGUCCGUUCUAAUUAAUAAAAAUUAAUAACAAGCAAAAAAAAAAAAGAAGAGAGAAUGAAACAAUUUUUUAGACCAAAGCAUUUUUUAGUCUGUGAUAUAAUGAGAGAUAUAUUUGCGUUAAGAUGGAAGAAUGUGUGUGUGAAGUAUUCGGUUCCGUUUUUUUUCUUCCUUUUUUCCUUUUCGAAAGCGAUUUUUUAGACGAUUGAGAUAAAGGAGGGAAUGAUUUUUCCGCCGUUUUCUCCACAGAAGACGAUUGGUGUUGGCAAUCUCUUCAGAAGAUCUUACAGCGAUGACGAUAACUUAAGUAAAGCCAUGUCUUUUCUGGUAGAACAGUUGCAGGCAGGAUAAUCAUUGCAGAGAACACAAAAUAAGAGCAGAUUUUUUUUAUAAAUAACCACAAUGAUUGAAAUAAAUAUAUCAAGAUAUUAAAAUAAUCAAGCACUAAAUCGCUCUGUUAAUCGAUUGAGUCUUGAAAUUAAUUAAUCUCUCUUAUCUGGUAUCAUUUAUUGACUUGUUUCUCAAUAGACUCUUAAAAGUAAGCGGUAGUAAAAGUAUUUUAUUGUCGCAAUAAGAUUGUUCUCUGCGUUUCUCUCGAUUGUACUUCUGCAUCCGUACUGCCGAAAGGACUUAUUCACGAGAGUAAAUUCAUUUUGUAUUCAACGUCACAGGAAUGUUUUUAUUUCCCACGGGCGCAUCUAAGCCGCGUCCUUCUACAGUAGGAAAGAAAGAGAGCAAAUUAAUCUUAUCGUAGAUUUAAGAUGACAUUUUAUAUUAACGUUAAUUAAGGUACAUUUUGUAGUGCAUAGUGUCUUUAACAUAUAAGAAUGGAUGAUUCUGUGUAGUUGCUUCGAGAGAGAGAGACAGAAGCAGGAACACUUUAGAACAGAGAUCGCAGAUACAGAGAAGCGAGAAAAUUUUAUUUAGCAACACUAAGAAGGCAGAAUCGGAUAGAUUAUGAAUCGUUGAAUUAGUACUUUAAAAGAAAAAAAACAAAGAGAAACGCUAGAUAUUCCAUGCCGACCGCAUGAUUUCCGACGACAUAUCUAGAGAGAUUAGAGCCUUGCGACAGAGAGAACGAAGAAAGAAUAGAUGAGCAGAGAAAAUUAAUUGUGUAACGAUCAAUUUCUCUUGGGUAUCGUCGUACGUAGCUGCAACUGACAAUUGCAAUUGACCGUGAGAGCCGCGACGACGAAAAAUCCGUCUCUAUCCGUAGGAGUCCUAAAAAAACAAAAAAAAAUAAACAAACCACCUUCGGCGUUUAUACACAAAUGUUGAUAUUAUGUAUAUACAUAUAUAUAUUAUAUGUAUAGAGGUACAGGCAGAGCUGCGCAUACAUAAAUUACAUACAACCGUACAUGCAUACGAACGAAUAUUACACAUUAUUAUGAGGUAGCACGCAGAAUCGAAUAAAGUGGAAUAUGAUCUGCUAAAAA